Molecule: messenger RNA, 1793 nt
Organism: Nothobranchius furzeri (turquoise killifish)
Lineage: Eukaryota; Metazoa; Chordata; Actinopteri; Cyprinodontiformes; Nothobranchiidae
Gene: hspbap1
Product: hspb associated protein 1
Molecular function (GO): 2-oxoglutarate-dependent dioxygenase activity
Source: RefSeq, a predicted model, not a curated record
UGUUGACCACUCAAACAAAAAUUGCCGACAGUCUUUUGUUGUGUUAGCUUAGUGCGCAUGUCAUUACGGAAGCCCGGUCACACUGUCAUGUGAUCUUUGUUUACAUCCGCCAGAAGUUCAGCUACACGUGUAUACAUAGCCUGAUAACAGCGUGAACCACUGACUAUGGCGGCCGUGACCUCCAUUAAACCCUUCAGCCCAGAGGAGACCCAGAGGAUUUUGCAUCAUUUGCAGCAGCCUGCAGUUUUCCUGAAGAUGACAUGUGACUGGCCCGUUCUCCACUGGACUGCAGAGCAUCUGUCCAACUGUCUUAAUGACACACUCGUCCGAUUCAGACUAGGAAGACGAGAGGAGACACACGCCCCCUUGUUUGAGACCCAGUGUUCCUACGCUGAGGCCACAGUAGCUCAGUUUCUGCGCUGGACUCAGGGUCAGACAGAUGUGGGUCCGUUUUCUGACUUCUCGCUGUCAGAGCACUGGAUUUAUGCUGAUUACAAGUACAUCGCUGCACUGUUUCAGCACCAGCCUUCCAUGUUUGAGGAUGUAAAGUGGUCGGACUUUGGCUUUGAGGGACGUAACGGUAAAGAGAGCACUUUGUGGAUCGGCACCGAGGCGGCUAACACGCCCUGCCACCAGGACACAUACGGCUUUAACCUGGUGCUGCAGGUUCAGGGACGGAAGCGCUGGCACCUCUUUCCACCAGAGGACACGGCGAACCUCUACCCGACCAGGAUACCGUAUGAGGAGUCCAGUGUCUUCAGCCAGGUGGAUGUCCUCCGUCCAGACCUGCAGAGGUUUCCUGCGUUUCGACGGGCCAGAGCCCACGUCGUCACGCUCCAGCCUGGACAGGUGCUUUUUGUCCCCAGGCACUGGUGGCACUAUGUGGAGUCGGUCGAUCCCAUCACCGUCAGCGUCAACACCUGGAUUGAGCUGGAAGUGGACAACGUGGCGAGAGUUACAGAAGCUGUGACCAGGACUGUCGUCUCUGCUGUUAAGAGCUCUGAAAGCGAUGAUAACACGGACAACUGGCUCAAUCCCACAGAGGAAGGAGUCCCCUCCCACAGAGAAAACAUGCAGUAUCUGAACCUGGCUGUGAGGGCUUGUGCUCAGAGAACCAGGAGUCUGAGUCCAGAUCUGACAGAAGCUCGGCCAACAAAAAGGGACUCUAGAGGACAAGUGAAGAAACACAGAGACAGGGCCGAUGCUUCUGAGGUGUUUGAGGUGCCGCUUGGGCCACAUCUCAUCCCUGUGUCCUGUCAGCACGAUGAGUGGAAGAAAACGGUCCCAGAAGACUCGGAGAUCAACGCUUCUCAGGAGGACAGUGCUGGUGGCUCAGAGGGAUCAGUGGGAACUAAUCCUACCAGACCUUCUCAGGGAAAACAGUCAUGUGGUGCUGGUUUACCUCCACGUGACUGUGCUGAACAGGAGCAUGAUGCACCAGAGGAUUGUGCAGAAGAAAACAGGAGCUUAAGACACACAUCGAUUACCACUAAUGACCUGUUAGACUGUCUGGUGCAUCCUGAUGUCAUCAGUCACAUCACUGAGCUGCUCCUGGAGAGACACAUAGGUGGCCAUCUUUAAUUUUCACCUGUCAUUAGGAAGUGAACGGGUGUUUGUUUAGAUGGCUCAGAUGUGAGAGGACACGUGUGAUGAUCCACACCACCGGGUGGAUCUGACAGUUCCUCUUGUCGUUGUCCUAAACAUGUUAAUCUGAUUUGGUUUCCAGAAGGGGCAAAAAUGGCCGCCGCAGUCGAGUUAGUAUUCUAAUAAACAGAAUAACUCAAGAUACUGUU